Biomphalaria glabrata is the source of this 4224-nucleotide messenger RNA. Its product is annotated as serine/threonine-protein kinase STK11-like. Lineage: Eukaryota; Metazoa; Mollusca; Gastropoda; Planorbidae. Bases 99 to 1436 code for a protein of 445 amino acids. The record is from RefSeq and is a predicted model, not a curated record. Gene Ontology annotation, biological process: regulation of cell growth; establishment of cell polarity; glucose homeostasis. Gene Ontology annotation, cellular component: cytoplasm. The transcript is spliced from 9 exons. Gene Ontology annotation, molecular function: protein kinase activator activity; protein serine/threonine kinase activity; ATP binding.
ACAAAAUGGCUGCACUUCCCGUAAGUGCGACAUGAAAACAUUCAUGAGAGGAAUGCUAAGAUAUAUUACUUGUUACCUAUUUAUCCACAAAAUAUAUAAUGGAAGAGGAGGAGCUUGUUCCUGGCUCAGAUUUGUUCCAGGAUGAAAUUGCAUUUGAUCAAGAGGAAUUAAUAGACCUUAAUCCUAUGGACAUUUUUGAUGACGAUGGCGAUCUCCAUGAUCUCGUUAUUCACCGAUUUGAAUCCGACCAAGUGGUGUAUCAACCGCAUCGUCACAAAGUUAAACUCAUUGGGAAAUAUUUAAUGGGAGAAAUUUUGGGAGAAGGGUCUUAUGGUAAAGUCAAAGAAGUACUUGAUACUGAAACAUUGUGCAGAAGAGCUGUAAAAAUUCUUAAACGAAGAAAACUAAGAAAAAUACCAAAUGGAGAACAAAACGUUCAAAGAGAAAUACAGUUGUUAAAGCGUUUACAUCAUAGAAAUGUUAUUCAGCUCAAAGAUGUGAUGUACAAUGAAGAAAAGCAAAAAAUGUAUAUCAUAAUGGAAUAUUGUGCAAGUGAAUUGCAAGAAAUGUUAGAAAGUGUUCCCUCAAAAAAAUUUCCUAUCUGGCAAGCACAUGGAUAUUUCUGUCAGCUAAUAGAUGGCUUAGAGUAUCUUCACAGCCAUGGUAUUGUACACAAAGAUAUAAAACCUGGUAAUCUGUUGGUCACUAAUGAUGAAACACUCAAGAUUACAGAUUUGGGAGUAGCUGAGGCCUUAGAUAUUUUUGCUAACAGUGAUGAGUGUCGUACAAGCCAGGGCUCCCCAGCAUUUCAACCGCCUGAAAUAGCUAAUGGUCUAAAUACAUUUUCUGGCUUUAAAGUUGAUGUUUGGUCCAGCGGUGUUACACUCUACAAUAUAACAACUGGUAAAUAUCCAUUUGAAGGAGACAAUAUAUACAAGCUAUUUGAAAAUAUUGGAAAAGGUGUUUACACUAUACCUGAUGAUGUGUCAGAAUUAUUAGCAGACUUACUCAAAGGUAUGCUAGCUUAUGAAUCUGAUGUGAGAUACACUCUUCAGCAAAUCAGGCAGCACCCAUGGUUUAUUAAGCAGCAUCCGAGGGUACUGGAACGAGUGCUGAUUCCUCCCCGACAGGAUGACCCUGAGGAUAUUUUGCGCUCAAUGACUGUGAUUGGUUGCCUUAGUGCUAUGCAUUAUGGAAACGAUGAGGCAGGACAGGAAGAAGAUAUAGCAAUGGUUUCAGAUUAUCAAAAUGCCAUAUCUGGCCAAGAUGCUGUUUGUGCUAAUCAUGAUCAUGAAGAGUUAAAAGGCAAUUCAGGUCAAAAUAUUGUUGUAGACAAUGAGCACUCCCAAGCUUCUGCUACAGCCCCUCAAGCUAAUGGCAAGUCUAAAAGUAAGAAAAAUAGUAAAAGUAAAUUUUCUAGCUGCAAACAGUCAUGACAGAAUAAAAGUAUGAGACAGCCUUGUUUUAAUAAUACCUCACUAUUAACUGUUCUCAACUCUUCACAUGAUAGAAGUUAUCAUUGGAAAAUUUUUUAUUUUUUUUGUAAGCUAUAGAUGUACCUCAUAAUUGAAUGCUUUUAAUUGGGUCAAGUUAUAGUUGAGAUAUGUAUUAAUAAUUUUAAUCACUCUCAUAUUUCUUUUUUUACUGUAACAAACACAUAGAGCCUCCAUUUAAAAAAAUGUUAAUGCUGCAUCUGAAAAUAUGCUUUAACUGAAGUGAAACUGCUUUAGUAUGUUCUUUGAGAAGCUAGAUUGAUAACUGUGAAGACGCGUUGAAUUUGAUUUAAUUUUAAUUUGCCCUGCAUCUGAUGAAAACAGUCAUUUCUAGAUGUAAUGCACCAAACCAUUACUUACCAAGACUUGUAUUGAGUAGCUUAGGUGUUGAAGAAUUGUAGUUACAAAUUGAGUUUCAAUGUGUACCUCAAUAGUCAGAUAGUGCUUGUGAUUAUCUCAUGAAACUUGCUCAUUGAAGUUUCAGUGUCAAGUUUUGAGAUAUUGCUACUAUUGUCUUCCCCGGUUGUCACUCAUUGUUUGGCUGUCCCACACUGCAACCAAAGUUUAUUUUUAGUAUGUCAUGAAGCACUUAAACCAAUUAGAGACUCAAUAUUCCUGCUCACAGUAUAUAUAUGCAUCAGCUUUGUACAAUCAACAAUAUAGAUGCAUAGAUUUUUUUUUGGUCAACUUUAUUCUUUGGAAUAUAACAUUACUACAUAUUAUUGGCAGGCAAUUAGCACAAGGCCUGUGUCAUUUUUUACUACGUGAAAAUAAACACACUUGUAUUGCUCUUUUAAUUUCUAUCCAAGUGUUGAUCUGGUGAUCAUUUCCUAUUUGUAUGCUGACAAUGUCUUCAUCAUUUUUACAAAGCUUAAAGGGUAGAUGCUGUGUUGCUUUUAGAACUUUAGUAAUUUUAAUAAACCAGUUGGUUUUGCUUUUUUUAUUAGGAUUAAGUGAAGAGUAUAUUUUUUUAAAAGAAAUGUACUUUGCAAUGUUUUUAAGUACUGCUAAAAAUAUUUUUGUUUGAUCAAAUGAUGCCAUUGGCAUAAAUGUUUCAAAAUGUUGCAACCUAUAUCUCCUUGGCUUCUGUACCUUUAUUUCACUUCCCUAUGGAAGUAGGAUCUAUCAAUAGUAAUAUUUGUAUUGCUAAAAAAAAAAAAGGUCUUUUCAAAUACUAACUUUCAACAUGUAGACUUGUAUUAAAAGAUCUCAUUUUCAAAUAGCUUAAAAACGUAAUAUACAUAUGUGAUUUUUUUUUCUUUUUAUGAUAUUUAAAAAAAAAUAUUUUUUAAAUGCAGAAGAAAGGCAUAAGUUAAAUACACACAUACAGUUUUUGAAACUAAAAGAUAUUUUGUUUAAAUCCUAAUUUGUUGGACAGAGUUUGAGAAUGAAAUGAUGGAACUAGUAGUCUUUUUGUUGCUGCUAACCUGCACAAUAUCAAACUCAAAAAUUUUUCAAAUUGUGCUUAUUAUAGAAUCUAGAUUGGCAUGUAUUGGUUGUGAAUACUGGAACUUCCUCUUGCAAAUGUUAGGACGGAUACAACUUUACUAGUCUAGACAUGACUACAUGUUCAUUUUAUGUUAGAAAUGAAUCAAACUCCUGAGUAUGAACAUAAAAUUAGUCUGUCCCGCUGAUUUUGUUUGAAUACAAAGAAUGAGCAUCUAAUCAUUUCUUUUAUCUUUGUAGCAUCUUCUCAUUUGUCCCACUCCUCUUCUUAUCAUCCCCCCCCCCCAACUCUUUUUUUUUUCUCUUUGAAGCACUUAUUUAUUCGUGACUAGUGUCAAUCAUCCAAUCGUGUUUUUAGAACCAUUAAUGACUUCAUUCUGCUUAGUUUUGAGUGUACAUAUUGACUGCUGAGCUCAUUCUGCAUAAUACAAAGUGCAUGGUUUGUCCUUCUGACACAGGUACACUGCCAUAGUUUUCUUAAUGUUCUGGUCUAACUUUAUUGCUAGUAUAUUUGUUUAAAGUAGAAAGUACUAUCCAAGUAUUAGGUGUUUCUACAAAGUACAAGAAAGUAUUAGGUGUCAAGUACUUGAUAUGUUUUGUCUGUGAUAUUGUCACUACUGUGUUCAGGCGUAGAACAUUAACUUAGGACACUAUUAUUUAAUUCACUGUUGUUGUUUUCAACCUGUUAUAAUUUGUGUACAUAACUUUUUUUUUUCAUUUGUUCUGUUUUGUUUCUCUAGAUAUAAUUGCCAUUUCAUUGAGAAUUUAGUGCACAACUAUCAUUUGCCAUUCCAUUCUGAUUUUUUUAAAAAAAACAGAUUGCCCAGUCAUUUUGUUAUUCAAAUCAGUCCCAACUUUAUUUGUGUCUUUGAACUAGUUGUGUUGUUGAGCCAUGUUCUGGUAGAACUCAGUAGUUUCAACCAUUUAUCUACUGGGAGGUUCAAGCAGAAAACAACAAUUUACUUGCUUGUAAGCCUUGUAAAAAAAAAUAAUUUUAUGUUGUACAAUUGUAUGAAAUGCAUUUUAUGAUGAUUAUAGCAGUCUAAUUGUAUUUGUUUUAUAAAUAAUAAAUUAUAUAGCACGUGCUGAUAUUUAUAAAUACUUAUAUAUAUAUAUAUAAAUAUAUUAGUUUUUUGUUUGUUUGGUUAUCAUGUAUGUCUACAUUGGACUAUUAAUGAGAGAAUCUGAGAUUGGAUGUGCUGUCUUUUAUUCUCCACCUGGAUACAAAUGUUGCCUAUUUACAAAGAAAACAACAAAAAGUGAAUAAAAAAACAUAAAGAUUGAA